UAGAGAGUUAUCUAAUUUAUCAAACAGUCAAUUUUCAUUCGACCUUCUUAAUACAAACGGUUAUCACGUUCAUCAAUACAAUGGAAUGCCAGCAUCCUUUAUAGGUUCUACGCAAGAUAAUUCUCCUGCACAAAAUAUUUAUUUCACAUCAUCAGAAUAUUUUAAUAAUUCCAAUUUAGAAUUUCAUGAUCUAGAGUUAUAG
Messenger RNA from Racocetra persica, 202 nucleotides. The record is from the annotation of a GenBank genome assembly. NCBI's taxonomy places the organism in Eukaryota, Fungi, Glomeromycota, Glomeromycetes, Diversisporales, Gigasporaceae.